Messenger RNA from Doryrhamphus excisus (bluestripe pipefish), 12791 nucleotides. It is a transcript of the gene vps13b, whose product is annotated as vacuolar protein sorting 13 homolog B. The record is from RefSeq and is a predicted model, not a curated record. Lineage: Eukaryota; Metazoa; Chordata; Actinopteri; Syngnathiformes; Syngnathidae.
UGAACGCCCCACCAGACAUGCGGAAGUCGUGUUUGCUGAUGACGUCUGUGCUCCAGCCGAAGAGAACUGUAGCUAGCGCCCGAUAACGGAGCGAAUUUAUGAAGUUAAAUGCAAAUGAAAUCCCCUUAGAAAACAAUCUACAGUUACGCGAGAUCAUGUUUUUGUUGUAAUCACGUUGUCCGACCAUAUAUCUUGGAGAAAACAAAGUUAUGGUGACUUGUGUGGAGGAGUUAGCUUAGCUUCUCUGCCUCGCAGCUGCGGUGUUGGUCGCUGUGGAGGAUGACAGCUCAGUCAAAGAUAGGCUAACUAAGUGAACUGGCUUACAGAAGAGGGACAAGAUGUUGGAGUCCUAUGUCACGCCACUCCUGAUGAGCUAUGUGAACAAAUAUAUAAAGAAUUUGAAGCCAUCUGAUUUGCAGCUGUCUCUUUGGGGAGGAGAUGUAGUGCUCAGCAAAUUGGAUCUGAAGCUGGAUGUGCUAGAGCAGGAAUUGAAACUUCCGUUUACAUUCAUGAGUGGUCAUAUCCAUGAGCUGCGUAUUCAUGUACCCUGGACAAAGCUGGGGUCAGAGCCUGUGGUCGUCACCAUCAACACCAUGGAGUGCAUCCUGAAGCUGAGGGAUGGAGACCAGGAUGACCAUGAGAGCGGUUCCACCUCAACAAGUCGCAGUGUUUCAGAUAGUUCCAAGGCUAUAGGCAAGCCCCGCCGCCUCCAGCAAGCUGCCCCCAGCGACCCCGACCUGCCCCCAGGUUAUGUUCAGAGCCUGAUCAGACGUGUGGUGAAUAAUGUGAAUGUUUUGGUCAACAACUUGAUACUGAAGUACGUCGAGGAUGACAUUGUGUUGUCAAUCAACAUUACUUCAGCAGAAUGCUACACUGUUGACGAUCUGUGGGAAAGGGCAUUCAUGGACAUCACGGCUCCAGAAUUGGUUCUUCGGAAAGUCAUCAACUUUGCCGAUUGCACCGUGUGCUUAGACAAGCGGAAUGCAAGUGGCAAGAUUGAGUUCUACCAGGAUCCACUACUGUACAAAUGCUCCUUCCGAACACGCCUUCAUUUUACCUAUGACAACAUCAAUUCUAAGAUCCCAUCCGUCAUCAAAAUCCAAACCAUGGUGGAUAGCCUGAAGUUAUCCAUUACAGAUCAGCAACUUCCCAUGUUCAUCCGGAUUUUAGAACUAAUAGUUGCACUUUACUAUGGAGAAAUAGGAGGGCACAGAGAAACGGACCGAGAAGAGGGCAGCUGUCAUGUCAGGGAAGCUGGAACAAAUCCACCAGGUAUGGAUAUGGAAGUAGACAAGAAUCAGGGUCCAAGCCAGUACUCCAGCCAAGAGUUCUACAUGGACUCAGACCUUUCUGAAGAGAACUACCAAGGUUGGGUCUCUUGGGCUUGGUCCUUUGUUCCAGCCCUCGUAGGCUCAGAGGAGGGGGAAGAAGGUCCCUUUUUGCAGAGGGAGACUGGAGGAACCCCAAACAAUCCCCAACAACACACACCUAAGGAUCCUAUGGUUUCCAUUGGGUUCUACUGCACUAAGGCUUCUCUAACGUUUAAGCUGACAGAGUCCCACGCAGAGACGAGCUACUACAGCCCUCAGAAAGUCAAGUCCAGAGAGGUCUUGUGUCUGGAACAAGAGGGAAUCACAAUUGAGGUGCUCAUGAUGGGAGAGCCCUUCUUUGACUGUCAGAUUGGCUUUGUGGGCUGCCGGGCUCUCUGCCUGAAAGGCAUCAUGGGAGUACAGGAUUUUGAAGAAAACACAAACCGCACAGAAGAGGAUGCUGUGUUCUUCAGCUGUGGGGACACCCUAAGCAGCAAAGGAAUGACCUACCUUACAAACUCUCUGUUUGACUACCGCAGUCCAGAGAACAAUGGUGUCCGGGCUGAGUUCAUCCUGGAUACUGUUACUCACAAGGAGACCUACACAGAGAUAGCAGGCAUGCAGCGCUUCGGUGCUUUUUACUUGGAUUACCUCUACACAAUGGAGAACAGCAGCGGCAAAGAUUUCCAGGACUUGUCUACUGGGAUUAUGGAAGACGUAGUGCCUACUGUUCAAGAAACGUCCAUCAAGAGACUCAUCGUGGGACCUUUAGAUAUCAAGUUGCACAGCAGCGCCGUGCAUCGCAUUAUCAAAAUGAUCACUUGUGCCAUGGACCAUGAGUAUGAGCCUUAUUGUAAGCCACAGCAAGAAAUGGUCGAGGAGAGUCGUUGUUCAGUGACUCCAGAAGAAAUAGCAAGAUUGGAAGAAUUUAUCCCCACCAGGCUCACUUGUCUCACGCUGCUCCAAGUCUCUGUCACUGUCUCUAUGGCUGAAUUCAACUUUCUUCACACACUAAUGCCUGUCAUCUUUGGACGCAAGGCCCCACCAGGACCUGUCAACAUGUCAGCCUUUCGGCCAGUGCGCCCCCUACCCUCUGCACAGUUCCAGGUUGAGCGGAUGAAUGUGGAACACUCUGUGCCCAUGUAUGCUCCAGAGUUGGUCAGCACAGUCAGUGCUCUCAGCCAGCCUUCUGACAACCUCCUACAUCACUGCUAUGCACACUUUUACCUCAAGGUGUCUGGGUUUCAGGCCGGGCUUACAUGCCAAGAUAGUACGGGGGGAUUCCUUCCAUUGAUCCCAGUCAUUCCCUCCUUUAGCACAGCACUUUAUGGGAAGAUGAUCCAGAUGCCUGCAUACUGGAGUAAAAUAUCUUCUGUACCAACCAGAGAGUGUAUUUUGGAGCUUCCCUACUUCGCUGUGCAGGCCACAAGAGCCCAAACGCAUCUGAUCCAAGCAAUCUGCCAGAGUUGGACCCAUGGCACAUUGAGCGGUGCAACCUUGACGCUCAACGAAAGCCUAAUCAAUGAGGUUUACAAAGCUGCAGGUGUGAAAUCUCUAGACCAGUCACUGACUCUUGAGGGCUCGCUCCAAAAUCUCGAGCUGAAGUUCUGCAGCCGUGCAACGGUGAAAUGCGCCUCAGGAACCGUGGGAGCUAUAAAAGUGUGUGCCAGGACCCCAGGCUCACUAGAGGGGGUAAAGGAGAGGCUGGUUCCUCUGAUCCAGGGCCCAUCGGACACUAAGGAACUUCAUAUGAGACGAUGGCUCAAUGAGAUCCGCAAGCCUGAAUCCCUUUUGGCUCCCGACUUGCUGACAUUUUCGGUCCAGGUGCCACAGCAAGGUGAAAAUUGCAGGAACUCUGGUGCAGUUCUGUUGGCGAGUGUCCAGGGCGUAGCUAUCAACGUGGACCCAAUCUUCUGCACGUGGUUGCUGCAUCAGCCUCAUCGAGGUAGCAGCAGACAGCAGCAACAGAAUCCAGGCCCGGUUCCAUUGGCAAAGCGAAGAGAGGACGACACCUCAGUAGGGAGCACGCCAUUGGUACAACAAACCUCCAAUCAAGCCUCCGACUAUGCCAGCAGUCCUGUCAAAACGAAGACUGUAACAGAAUCACGCCCCCUGUCCAUUCCUAUGAAAGUGAUGCCGGAGACCACACCAGGGGAAUCAUCAACAACGUCAGAGGAGAGAAUGAAGGAACUCAUCGCUCAUGCCUGGGAUGCUGUGAAAUGCCUUACUCUGCAGUUGGAGCUGCAAUCAUGUUGUGUGUUCCUGCCCAAUGACAGUCUUCCGUCACCAAGCACUAUCAUCUUUGGUGACAUCCCUGGUACUGUGAGAAGCUGGUACCACAACCAAGCAUCGAUGCCAGGAACCCUUGUGGUCUGCCUGCCCCAGAUCAGUGUUGUCAGUGCUGGGCACAAGUACAUGGAACCUUUGCAAGAACUCCCAUUUGUGGUAUCCAAGCCCAUUUUAGAAGAAGGUGACGCUUUCCCGUGGACAAUAACCCUGAGUCAGUUCAGUGUCUACACCCUGCUGGGUCAGCAGCGUAGCCUCAGCCUCCUGGAACCGAUGGGGUGCACCUCCACCCUGGCAGUCACAUCCAACAAGCCACCAAACUGUUCCGAAGGAAGGCACUCCUUCGUUGUUUGUCUCCACGUCGAUCUGCAGCCAGUCCGAGUCAAGUGCUCAAACCCUCAGAUUCAGCUUUCGUAUGAGCUCCUGCUGAACUGGACUUCUACUUGGGCUCGUCUCCAAAGGCAUGGCAUUUUACGUCAGACCACCAAUGUCCCGGAACCCGCUACCGGUGCCACUCCAUCGUCUCCGGUCCGCAGCAGUGCUGGUACAGCCCUGCCAGACACCAGCACCUAUAGUCCGUCUGCAGAUGUCGGAUCCCCUACUGAGGGUGACUCGGUACCAGCAGGUGAUGACGGUCCCUUUGCUGACACGGUGACCCUGGAGCAGAAAACUAGCAGCAUCGGUGGCACUAGUGGGAAGGUCAGCCUUUGGAUGCAGUGGAUGUUACCCAAGAUUAUUGUUAAGCUGUUUGCCCCUGACCCAACAACAAAAAAGACAGAAGUCUGCAUGGUCAGUGAACUAGAGGACCUCAGCGCCUCAGUCGAUAUCCAGGAUGUCUACACGAAGAUCAAAUGUAAAGUCGGCAGUUUCAACAUUGACCACUACAGACACAGUAUGGAGGAGGGUGUUGGAAGCAGCUGUGGAGGAGUGGUCCUCUCUUGCACUGACAAGCUGAACAGACGCACUGUGUUGGUUCGACCAGUCAGCAAGCAAGAUUCUUUCAGCCACAUCUCUGGCCUUUUCCCUCCUACAGCAGCCAAGGUGUUGGAAGGCUCUCACCAGCAGCAUGGAUUUUUGUCCAUUACCUACACACAGGCAGUCACAAAAAACGUUCGUCAUAAACUCACCACACGGCCUGAACGGCCGACACGCAGCAACGCGACCUCGACCAGUCAGCGGGUCACUGCUGAUCCACUCGCAGACGGUUCACCUCAGUACCUGAGAGAAAUCCUUCUGACAGCCCAGCCCUUUGAUGUUGUCCUCUCAUGUCCUUUAUUAACCACCAUAGCUGGAAUAUUUCAGACAACAGUACCAAGACGCUACAAAGACCGUGGGAAGUCGGCAGGUCAGCCUAUGAGAAGCCACACACUGACGUCUCGGUGUUUGCCUCUCAUCUACAUCAACACUAGCUUGAUCAGGGUCUUCUGUCCAGGGGCACCAGACAGAACAGAAGAUCUGCACGCAAGCAAAGAAGACACGUUGGUACUGAAGUUGGGUUCCGUCAGCAUGGCUCCUCAGGCUGAUAACACUCUUACUCGCACAGUGCUACGUAAAGACCUCUACCAACGGGCAUUGAACCUUGGUAUCCUGCGUGACCCUGGCUCCGAGGUGGAGGAUCGUCAGUACCAGGUUGACCUUCAGUCCAUCAACAUUGGUACAGCACAAUGGGAGCAACUCAAACCAGAGAAGGAGGGAAUAAAAGGAGGUGUAUUGGCGGACAGUGAGAGGAACUCGCAGAACCCGGCCCUGGAAUGGAACAUGUCUAGCAGUAUAAGGAGACACCAGGACCGGCGGGCUAUUCUGACACCCAUUGUGACCGACUUCUCGGUCCGCAUAACUGCUGCCCCCGCUAUCAUCUUCAGCAAGAAUCUGCCCCCUGAUGCUGGACAAGCAGAGGACUUGGUGGUGUGUGGUCACUCUCUGGAAGUUAAUGUGACCAGCAGUCUGGAUUUCUACCUGAGCAUCGCUCAGGUGCACCUCCUUCAUCAGCUUCUGAAAGACAAUAUGGGGGCCAUGGACACUCCUGGGCAAGGCGUUGAGAUGUGUCAACAUGAGCUCAAGUAUGGCAGCCGAGGCUCGCUGCCUGGCAUCGAUUCUUCAUCUCGUCACAGUGCAACCGGACAGGACAGCGGCUUCGGAAGCGAUAGCGCUCGCAUCCGUAUCAUCCAGAUUGAGCAGCAGAGUGGGACCAGUCACCACUGCAUAGCAAGACCCUCCCAUAAGUCCACUAUUACCAAAAACCUCAACUUUAUCCCUUUCGACAUCUUUCUUACCGCUGGGAGAUUGUCUGUCAUGGCGUAUGAGUGCUCCAGUCCUCCAAAGGCCGUGACUUCGCCAUUACACAGUAAACAAGACACGAAGGAAACUGAGGAAAAGGUAGGAAAGAGUGCUCUCAACCACCCUGAAGUCCUGUCCGAGUCUCCCCCAGUCUCACCGUCCAUGUCUCCGGACCCCGCCCCUGCUGCCCCUGUUACACUAAAAGACCUGACUGCUGAGGACAUUCUCAACAGCAAUGUCUCCCAGCCAGCCUCUCCGCUGUUAAGAGGCAGCCUCAGCCGCUCCUCGGCCCGCCAAGCGCUGGGGGUCACAAUAGUGAGGCAGCCUGGGAGGAGAGGGGCCGCCGACCAGGUGCUAGAACCAAUGCUGUACCUGCAGGUGAUCCAACCUUCUGCGUUGCUCAGUUGCCACCACCGCAAGCAGAAGAUGGAGUUAUCUGUGUUUGAUGUGACGUUAAGAGGCGUGGCUUCAGACUACAAGUGCCAAGACCACGGGAAGACUUUGCCCGAAUCUCUGGAUUACAAUGUCUUCUGGCUCCAGACAGCAGCUGGUGAAGUGGACAGUGAAUCAGGCAUCCCACCGCCCCUACUGUGCCUCCAGAUCAAAGAUUUCCUCAAUGGGCCAGCUGAACUCAAUUUAGAGCUGUCUCGCCCCUUGAAAAUCAACCCAACACUAGUCAAACUGGAGCAGGCCAAGGUCUACCUGAAGAAAAUGAUACCAAACAACACGUGGAACACCUCCAGUAAACCGGCGUCCACUUUUUCGACCCCUCAUUCAUCUCCUGCAAAGAUGCUGCCCAGGACUUUUACCCCUCCCCAUCAGAGCCACGGCCUGAGUAAAGCCAGCAGCAUCGAUGCCUUGGCCCUGUCCUUCCACAAGGUCUCCCUACACACCACCCAGAUUGUAGUCGUCAUGGAGACGGAGGCCCAUCCAAAGAGACCCAGCGUGACCGUGUCUGUGUCAUCUAUGGCGGGAAGUCUCAACCUGAAGUCGGGCUUAAGGAUCGAGGAUGUAGUUCAAUCCGCUUCUGUGCAGCUGGAGCUGCAAGAUGUGCUGGUGAGAACUGGACUGAAGGAACAAAGCCAUGUCCUACUGGGGCCGUUUUCUUGCAGUAGCUCACUGGAAGCUAGGUGGUGUCGGCACAGUGGCAGUCCUGGACAUGAGCCUGGUCCACCUAAGCUACUGCUGGACCUGAAAGGAGGCCUUCUGCAGGUGUUCUGGGGACAAGAACAUUUAAAUUGUCUGAAGCUGAUGGAGGAGCAUCUCAGCGCAUAUUACACCACCCAGAGUGGAGACACCGUUGAAAAUUGCCCCAAAACCAAAUCCUGCCAGACCCAACCGCCACCCUCUCCGGGUUCCCCGUGCCCUCGCUCGGAACACAGCUCUGAUGACCUGCGAACAGGGCAGUUCCAGUAUAUCCAGGACCCAGCUUCCCAGAGAUGGCCAGGACCCCACGAGGUUGUGUUCUAUACAGAGACAGAGGAGAGUCCAGGACUAAUGGUUUGGAGGUACCCUGAACCUCGUGUCCUCACCUUCGUCAGGAUAACGCCUGUCCCUUUCAACACCACAGAAGACCCCGAAAUCAGCACGGCUGACCUUGGGGACGCCUUACAGGUGCCAUGCAGCCUAGACUACUGGGAUGAGCUCCAGCAGGCCUUCAUUCCAUACCGGGAGUUUAGCCUGUCGGAGAGCAGCUCCUGCCAGCUGCAGCUUCCCAACCUCGGCCUGGUUGAUGAACAUAAAGACAUGGUGGCCUCAGACGUGUGGAGGAUUUUACUCAACAGUAACAGUGAAGGAGGAGAUGAGCAAAGUUCCGAUAGCGAGUCUGGCUCCCAGCUGCCAUGUGAUCAGCUGGUAUCCCCCAUGGCCCUAGCAGUGUGUACCCGUGUUGACUCCUGCUUUGCCCCGUGGUAUGUGCCUUCGUUGGGUGUGUCACUGCAACUCGCACAGAUCCAAGUUCACCUCUGCCACCACCUAGAACAACUAGGAACAGCUCCAUCACAAAAGCUGCGGCCCUUCCUGCCAGAUAGGAAGAUACCCCAGAAACAGGAGUUCAUGGUCAUUGGUGGUGGGGAGCCACAGAUCUUCUUGCGGCAGUGGACCAAUGGACCACGUCAUUGUCAGGAGUUCAACUUUUCCACCCAGCUGGACUGCAAACUGCUGCAGUAUCGGAACCUAACACACAUGCAGGUUCUGCAGCCUUGUGUAAUCCAGGGCCAGGCCACAGCCACCCGCUGUCCCCAAAGCAGCGUUUGGGAUGCAAACGUGUUUGUGGAUCCGAUGUUUGCCACAAUCAAUCAGUAUGCCAUCCACACUUUGGACACCGCUCUUCAAAGCUGGCAACAGAAUGGAAACCCAGAGGCCGAGGAACUAGUUUACAGCCACUAUGUCAUCUGUAAUGAUACCCAGGAGACUCUGCGCUUCGGCCAGGUGGAUACAGAUGAGAAUGUGCUCCUGGCCAGCCUCCACAGCCACCAGUACAGCUGGAGAUCUCACAAAUCUCCCCAGCUGCUGCACAUCUGCAUUGAAGGAUGGGGUAACUGGCGCUGGUCUGAGGCCUUCAAUGUGGACAAUGUCGGGACACUGAUCAGGACCAUUGAGGACAAAGGCCGCACAGCGUCACUUAUUAUCAAAGUGGAGCAACUUAACGGUGUCCAGAAGCAGGUAAUAAUCUGCGGACGCCAAAUAUUAUGCAGUUACCUGACUGAGGACAUUGAAGUGCGCCUGGCCCAGCACUAUGUUGGCCCUAACGGUCAGACGGUGGUCAGAGAACACUGCGAGUGCCUGGAGGCAGGAGCUAAGUUGCCAUCCUACGUUCUGGAGGACGCAGAACUGACAGAGCUGUGUGUGAGGGCCAGAGGAGAUGACGACUGGUCCCAGGAUGUGCAGCUAGAGAGGAAGGAAAUGGGCACCAGCAGCUCUAUUGUUCAGGUGCCGUGUUCUGAUGGAUCUUUACUCUUCGUGUGGUGUAAUCUCAUCACGAUUGAACCGAAUUCCCAUAUGCAACAAAGAGUGGUUGCGUUUAGUCCACUGUUUGUCAUGAGGAGCCAUUUACCGGACCCAAUAAUCAUCCAUAUAGAGAAAAGGAGCCUAGGACUACGAGAGAGCCAGCUGGUACCAGGGCAGGGCCACCAGGAGCCCCUGUUCAACACCGAGGCAGACCUUACCCACCAUCUCACGUUCCAGGCCAGGGAGGAUAAAGAUGCAUCCCAUUGUGCUGUACCCAUCUCCACCAGCCUCAUCAAACAGAUAGUGGACAAGAAUGGAAAUGAGAACAACCUGGAGAACAUCCUGUCUGAUUUCUAUGGUCCAAAGACUUCCAGCGAGCCACCAUGGCCUUACGUCUCCAAAGACACAGACGGUUCAACACUGGAGCCCCUCGCCCAGUGGGAUAGUCCUAUGCAAGUGAAGUUAUCGUGCUGGAAAUUGGGCCUGAGCACCCUGCUGGUGGAGCUGCUACCCUGGGCCCUGUUGGCUAAUCACUCCCAGUGGGACCUGUGGCUUUUUGAGGGAGAGACCAUUGUACUGCAGAUACCAGCCGGCAAGGUCAUUGUACCGCCUAACUUCAAGGAAGCUUUCCAGAUCGGCAUAUAUUGGGCUCAAACAAACACAGUCCACAAGUCUACAGCACUGAAACUGGUGCAUGAUCUGACCUCACCGCGAUGGAAGGAGGGUGCAAAUUCCGAGGUAGUAACCUUAGAUGAGGAAGGAUACGUGGAGGCGGACAUCACAUUGGGAGCUUUCCCCGGCAGACAGAAGCUGUGUCAAUUCUGUGUGUCAUCUACGGUGAAACACGGUAUCCAAAUCCUCCAGAUAGAGGACAGGACAAUCCUUGUCAACAACACCGGCUACACAAUACACUGCAGGCCUCUGCUGACUGACCACCGUCUGGGGAAUGAUAACCAGGUCUGUGAAAUACCAGAGACGGCAGCAUUCACUCUGACGCCAUGCGAAGUGUCCUCUCCAGCCAAACCCCACUCAGUGCCAUGCUGGGACCUUCUCCAAACCAGCGACCAAGGCAAAGUGGAGUUCCCCUUGCCUUUAAAAUACAUGCUUUUCAGCUCAUUAUUGGGGUCUACAGCGUGGAGCUUGCCCACUCCCAUCCGAGCAGACUUCCCCAGGCAGAGUGUGUCGGUUCCCGGGGAAACAAACUCCGGGGGUGGCCCGAACACCAGAGCCAUAGUCCUGACGUAUCAGGAGCACCUUGGGGUGACAUUCAUUACUCUCAAUGAGGAUCCUUGUCCUCACAUGCUGGUGUACAACAAGUGUCCAAUCCCGCUGAUGCUUAAGGAGAAUGUCAAAGAAAUUCCAAAAACAGAGGUGUACUGUUGUCCUCUUCCUGCAAAUUGUUCGAUCCACCACGAGCUCUACCACCACUUUUCUAGUUUCCCCGACUGCCGGCAGAGAGAACCACUGCCCACUUUGUCACUGAAAACAAUAACAGAUGUCUUCACCACAGACUGGACCGAACCCAUUGACAUUAAUUGCCCUGGUACUCAGGUUGUGUUCUUGCCUGGCUUUGGUUGUCUCUACGUAGAUGUGGGAUAUGAGAAAGGAACCAUAGUUCUGACUCUGUCACCAGAGGGCGGUGUGGAUGUGGAUGGGGAUGUUCUAACCAACCAACACAACAGCUCCACCAAGCUGUCCUUCAGUGUCCUUCUGAGCAAGGCCAGUGUGGCAUUGAGUGAUGACAUCACAAGCCCCUCGGGUUCUGUGGAGCUGCUGAGGCUCACAUUGACCAACUUGCUGCUCAGACUAGCCCCGGCACCCACCUCCCUGCCCCCUGAGGAGACUGCCAAGCCUGGAGCAGCUGCAGCGUCCCUCUUGGCUUUUAUGGCCAAAGCCUCUCUCAUUGAAGUGUACUGCUUAUGCCUGCAAGUGGACAACCAGCUGUACAACCGUGCGAGCUUCCACUUCCCUGUACUGCUGUGCCAGGAGCAAAAGGGGGCCAGCGAGCUCAGGAAUCAGUGGAGUAACCAUGACAACCCCGUUGACACGGAUGAACGCCUGGAGGAGUUUAAACGUUUUUGUUUCCUGCAGUUGAGGCUGAUCCUGUCUGGGGACGGAUGCAGUCUGGAGGAGGUUAACAUCCAAGUCCAGCCUGCAAGAGUCUAUCUCGAGGACACAUUUGUUUACUAUGUGAAAACCUUGUUCCACACCUUCAUCCCUGCCUCCGCUAUGACCUCAGUGAAGCCUCAGAUGUGUAAAGAAGCUGCCUCAGACCUCACCCUACCUGAGCAGGUACUUCAAUCCAUACAGACGCUAGUGCAACCUGUGCGUCUGCAGAAGUUGACCAUUCAGCCGGUCAACCUGUUGGUCAGCAUCCAUGCGUCCCUCAAGCUGUACAUCGCUUCCGACCACACACCUCUGGCGUUCUCCUUGUUUGAGCGAGGGCCUCUCUGCACCACGGCCAGACAGCUCGUCCACGCUCUGGCUUUGCAUUAUGCUGCUGGGGCCCUCUUCAGAGCCGGAUGGGUCGUGGGGUCUUUGGAGAUUCUGGGCAGUCCCGCUAGUCUGGUACGGAGCAUCGGUAAUGGUGUGUCCGAUUUCUUCCGUUUACCCUAUGAGGGUCUGACCCGCGGACCCGGUGCCUUUGUCAGCGGCGUCUCCAGAGGGACCACAUCCUUUGUCAAGCACAUCUCCAAAGGCACCCUGACAUCCAUCACCAACUUGGCCACCAGCCUGGCCAGGAACAUGGACCGUCUGUCUCUGGAUGAGGAGCACUAUACCAGGCAGGAAGAGUGGAGGCGACAGCUACCAGAGAGUCUGGGAGACGGGCUUAGGCAGGGGCUGUCACGACUUGGCAUUAGUUUGCUGGGAGCAAUAGCGGGCAUCGUGGACCAGCCCAUGCAGAAUUUCCAAAGGAACUGGGAGAUGCAGACCUCGGCUGGUUGCAAAGCCAAAGGCGUCAUUUCUGGCAUGGGGAAGGGAAUUGUGGGAGUUUUCACCAAGCCCAUAGGAGGAGCAGCCGAACUGGUGUCCCAAACUGGAUAUGGCAUCCUCCAUGGAGCAGGACUGUGGCAGCUUCCUCAACAACUCCAUCUGCCAACGGAGGACAAAUCAGCCGAGGCCCCCAACAGCAACCUUAAAUAUGUUUGGAAAAUGCUCCAGUCGUUGGGGCGACCGGAGCUCCACAUGGCCCUGGAGGUGACCAUUGUGAGUGGGUCAGGGCAGGAGCAUGCUGGUUGUCUCCUACUCACGUUGGAGGUGCUUUUUGUGGUCAGCUUAAGCGAGGACACCCAGCAGCAGGCCUUCCCAAUCACGGAGGUGGAAUGUAAACAGGAAGCAGAACGGCAGGGGGAACUCACCCUCACAUUACAGCAGCACACAGUAGCCAGCGACGCAGAGGGUGACGGCGUUCGAGAGCGUCUAUCCGAGCAGCAGUACCAGCGCCUGGUACAAUACGUGAAGCAAGCCUCGCACUAUUUCCCCGCCUCUGCCGCCGCAUCUCUGCAGCUGCAACCUCCAGUGACGGUCGCGGAGCCGCCGCCCUCCGUCACCAAGUCGUACCGCUACCUGGUGGACCCCGCCUUCGCCAAGGUUUUCAUCAGCAAGUUCACCAUGGUAAAGAAUAAAGCCUUACACAUCGGCUUCCACUGAUACGUCAUCCGUGAUAACUCAGAAAAACUGCCUUUAGAGAAUUUAUAUUUUGUAAAGCACAGCACAAAUAGAAAACAUUUUUAUUUAUAACUUGUCAAGAAAAUAUAUAAAGCCACAAACUCCAGCUGCCAAGUGAAAUAAUAAUAGAUGAUCUUUGACAGUUCUCUUACUGUACAUUGAUGCCAAACCUUGUUGUUUUUGCCUUAGUACCUCUGGACUCUAAGCUUUCAGUACUAUAGCUUUCAAAUUCUAAUAUAUUUAGAGAAUAAUUUUUAAUUAAAAAAAGUUGUAAAAAAGUCUUUGUGUGUCCAUUCAUCC